This is a messenger RNA of Chlorella variabilis, 1929 nucleotides long. RefSeq lists its product as hypothetical. NCBI's taxonomy places the organism in Eukaryota, Viridiplantae, Chlorophyta, Trebouxiophyceae, Chlorellales, Chlorellaceae. The record is from RefSeq and is a predicted model, not a curated record. Gene Ontology annotation, molecular function: ferredoxin hydrogenase activity; iron ion binding; 4 iron, 4 sulfur cluster binding. The coding region runs from base 1 to 1929 and encodes 642 amino acids. The transcript has 16 exons.
AUGGCCACCAUUCACAUCAACGGCCACACCGUGUCAGUCCCCGAGGGCACCAGCAUCCUGACGGCAGCCACGCAGCUCGGCAUCCAUAUCCCCACCCUGUGCACCCACCCGCGCCUGCCCACCACCCCGGGCACCUGCCGCCUGUGCCUGGUUGAGGUUGCAGGCGGCGCGCUGAAGCCCGCCUGCGCCACCCCCGUGUGCCAUGGCCUGGAGGUGACCACCGACUCACCACAGGUCAAGGACAGCAUCCGCGGCGUGCUGGCGCUGCUCAAGGCCAACCACCCCGCGGACUGCAUGACGUGCGAUGUCUCGGGGCGCUGCGAGUUCCAGGCAAGGCCGGGCUUUUGGGGAGGGGCAUGGGCUGGGCAGCGCAUGGCCUGCCCCCGGCAGCGACCAAUGCUGCCCAUGCUGGGAUGCAGGUGCCUCAAGUGCGGGCGCUGCGUCACGGCGUGCGGCCUGGUGCAGGAGAUGGAUGUGCUGGGCAUGAAGGGGAGGUCCCGCGAGCGCCACCCUGCGGUGCUCACAGAGGCGAUGGACCUCAGCAAGUGCAUCUCAUGCGGCCAGUGUGCUGUGAUGUGCCCUGUGGGCGCCAUCACCGAGCGAGCCGAGUGGCGGGAGGUGGAGGAUCAGCUGGAUGCCAAGCGCAAGGCAGGGAGGGGGGCGGGGAGGGCAGGGCUCAUGGUGUGCGUCACAGCCCCAGCCGUGAGGGUGGCCAUAGGCGAGGAGCUGGGCCUGGCGCCCGGAACCAUCACCACCGGCCAGAUGGUGGCGGCACAGAGGCAGCUGGGGUUUGAUUAUGUUUUCGAUGUCAACUUCGGCGCCGACCUCACCAUCAUGGAGGAGGGCACAGAGCUGCUGCAACGCCUGCGCCACGCCUGGGGCCUGGACCUGCCCGCCGAGGGGAGCGGCGGCGCCGGCGCUGGCCCGCUGCCCAUGUUCACCAGCUGCUGCCCCGGCUGGGUGACGGCCUGCGAGAAGAGCUUCCCCGAGCUGCUGCCGCACCUGUCCACCUGCAAGAGCCCGCAGCAGAUGAUGGGGGCGGUGGUGAAGAGCCACUUUGCGGCCAAGCUGGGCAAGCGCGCACAAGACAUCUGCCUGGUCAGCGUGAUGCCCUGCACGGCCAAGAAGUAUGAGGCUGAGCGCGGGGAGAUGGUGCGGGAGGGGGAGGGGCCUGACGUUGAUUAUGUCAUUACAACCCGCGAGUUUGGGCGCCUGCUGCGGGAGCGCCACAUCCCUCUCGCCUCGCUGCCCGAGUCGGCGUUUGACAACCCCCUGGGAGAAGGGAGCGGGGCCGGCGUGAUUUUCGGGAACACUGGCGGCGUGAUGGAGGCGGCCCUGCGCACCGCAUACGAGCUGGCGGCAGGCCAGCCGCUUCCCAAGCUGGAGGAGGAGGCGAUCCGCGGGCUGCGGGGCAUCAAGCAGGCCACCGUCACGCUGCCGCCCACCGCGCCCGCCGGCAUGGCCAGCCGCCAGCUGCGCGUGGCUGUGGCCAGCGGCAUCGGCCAGGCGAGGCACCUGCUGGAGCGCAUGCACACUGGACAUUCACCGCACUUUGAUUUCGUCGAGGUCAUGGCCUGCCCUGGCGGCUGUGUCGGUGGCGGCGGCCAGCCCAAGAGCGCCGACCCGCUGGUGCUGCUCAAGCGCAUGGGCGCAGUGUACUCCAUCGACGAGCGCUCAGCCAUCCGCAAGAGCCACGAGAACCCCUCCAUACAGAAGCUAUACAAGGCGUGUGCGGAGUUUUUGGGCGAGCCGGGCGGCUCGCUGUCCCACCAGCUGCUCCACACAACCUACAUCAACCGCAGCACCGCCUCGCAGCCCACCUACACCGCCUUUCAGCGCAUGGACGAGCCGUGCAACCCCAAGCUGCAGCAGGCGGCGGCAGCGGGCAGGGGCAGCUCCAGCAGCGCUCUGCCCGGCACCAGCGCCUGA